GUGUUACAUUUAUACACUUUCCCAGGGGAAAUAAUCGUGAAUUAUUGAUUAAGAUGUUGAUGAGGAGAUAAUGAUGAUGAGCUUGAAAUAAUUAGUUAUUUCCAUGUUAAUUAUCCUACAAAUAUCAAAGGAUAUAUCAGCAAAUGGUAUAAUUGUGUUUCUAUUGGUGUUGUUACCAUGGAGACAGAAGUACUCAUUUUGAUUGUGGCACAGAUUAUUUCUUGUCUAGCUUUUCAGAAGUCAGUUGUAAUCAAUGAACCAUGUAAUGAAGAUCAACAAUACUCGCUGGGGCUGAACGAUCAGCUAUACAUCACAGUCAAUGGUGAUAAAUUCUUUGAGAAAGCUUGUGGAAUCAGUCUGAUCGCCAACGAUGACAAAUUUCAGUGUUCCAAUCUCUGUAUCUCCAUAUCUAGCUACCAGAUCCAGACAUGUGAUCUAAGGCUUUCUAUCUACGAUACUGGAGUAUGGAAGUUUGGGUCGGCUAGUCCUGCUGUUUUAGGACAGUGUAACAACCAGCUGACUAGAAAAGAUUGGUGCUCUACUGGUAACCAGGCCAAUAUAAGACUAGAGAACACAGUUGGCACAUGGGCAACAAUGGUGGGGAAAUAUGACUUUGAAAUCAUAGUUGUGUCAAGGUGCUCUACAACACAGACUGCUGCUGUCCCAUUUAAAGUUUCAGAGAAAGAAUCCAGUGGUCCAGACCAGAACACAUUGAUUCUUAUUGGAGCCAUCUUGAGUUGUGUGAUCAUCUGUAUGGCAAUGUUCAUCAUGUUCCUGGUCUGGUACAUCAAAAGGCAGGCUAUCCUCUCUCACCAAAGUGCCAACAGCUUACCUAGGAGUAUCUCACAAGGAAGUGCUGUUUACCAUGCUGUUCAGGAAACAUGUGAUGGUCAUGUGCCAUCAGAGCCUGUUCAAGUUACAGACAAAAUGUUGACAGAUGAAGAUCCCAGUCACCGUGUCUGGAAUCAGCCACAGCCCACAGCGCCACCUGUUGAGGAAGAUUGUAGCAAAGAAAGACCUCCUAGCUAUCACGAAACUUGUAUUCCGCCCAAUUAUGAAAACACUAGCCCACAAAAUAGAGGUCGGGAAAUAGUCUGAUCACUUGCCCGAGCUGUUAAGUUGGGAAUUUUGAAUGUUUGUCCUGUUUUUCUAAAAUCAUUUGUUUCAAUAUUAUUGUGAAACAACUAUUUCACAUCAGACUGAUUGAAGUUGCUGAAACAGAAUUAAAUGUACAAACUUUAUAGAAUGACAAAUUGUAUUUUUACAAUUAACUUGAAUGAACAAUAUAUGCAGUCUGUUUUCACUCAUAUAUAUAAAUAAUUGUAUUUUUACAUGUAAAUGCUGUAGGAAUUGAAUUGAAUAAUUAUUACAUGUGCAUCGUAAUGUUUCAAAUAUAUUUGAUCAAAUACUCUUAAUGUACAGUGAUUUUUUUUAGAGUGUUAUGGCAAUUUUGAUUUACCAGAAUACGGAUUUGUUUUUUUGAGGUUAGUUUUUUAGUUUUAACGGUCAACAAUUCACAGAUGCUAUGAAUAAAUUAUGCCCCAAUGUCAGCUGAGUUGGCUCAUGUUGACCAAUAAUUUCAUUUUCAGAUUGAUUGUAAUUCUUUAUUAAAAUGACAAUACAACUAUAUGACUAUGUGGAGGAAAAAAAUCUUAAAGAAUAAUUUUCAUAAGUUUUCUUAUUAUUGAAAUUAUAAGUUAAUUUAUAUCAAUGUUGUGGGUUCUGAAGUUUAAAUUGUUAUAACUGAAGAAUCCUACUAAAUUUCAUUACUUGGAAUGAUAUUCUGGUUUUUUUUUUAAUGUUGAUUCAACUAGAAGUUUUAAUCAGGUAUUUACAUUUCAUCGGAACAUUUCUGUUUGUAAAAUUAGCGUUAUGAUUGUAAUUAUAGAAUCAUGAUGAAAAUUGUUGCCUGUCAUAUAAGAAGAUGCAGGAUCACCUUAUGAAAAUUAUAGAUGGUUUUGUAAUAAAACAACCUAUUUGUACUUUCAAAAUUCUUUUGCAAUAAAAAAAAGAAAUUUAUAUUUUAAAGACAAAUUUCACACAGUCAAAAACAAAAUGACCGUGUGAGGGCCGUAUGGCCAGUCAAGGUCAUUAAAAACUUCCAUCAUCAUAGUCAAACAGCUGGUGCAUUAAUAUUUUAAGAUAAAAAUAAGAAGAUUGUUUAUGAUAGUCCUUUUUUCAUGACAUGGGCAUUGAAGUUACUUUGCCAAGUGUGUUUUUAAUAAUUACAAAUCAGUCAAGUACCAAGAUUGUAUGUAUCACUAUUGUUUAAAACACUUGGGUGUCUGUAAAAAAAAACAAGGGACACAACUUUUAUAGUUAUAGAAACCAAUUACAAAACAUGAAUAAUUUUUGUUAAUUUUUUUAUCUUUGAAAUUUUUUGUUGUGCAAUAAUCCUGCCAGUAUGUAUGUUGUAAGAUGGUGUUAAAAAUUUGUAACAUUUUAUCCUUAUAUUUGAAAGCAGCACAAUAGAUGUUCAUUUCUAAUUUGUGAUGUUUUACUUUUUGUUUAAGGUUGAUCUUUCAUUAUUUAUAACCAACCCUGAGCUGUAUAAUAAAGUUUUUCAAGACUACCUAAGGGAGUAGACCCCAGUUAAGGGACAUAACACUUUAAGAAAAUUUCUCGUGUGAUUUUUUUCAACGAUUAUCAAUAACAUGUUUAAAGCUUCUCACAAACACAGAUCUUAAGAACUCUGACAUGAAUGCUUUAAAAAAAUAAAAAUUAUACUAAAUCUGAAAAACAUAUCACCUAUUUAAAGUUUUAUAUCCUUCAACUCAGAUCUGCGCCAUCUGUUGUCUGUGAAAGUAGUUAAAACUAUGAUACGUCAUAGAUGUUUGUCCAUGUCAUCAAAUGAAAUUAUUAAAUAGUGUUGAACAAACUGACCCUAUUUUUUCCAAAUGUUAAAUACAAAGCAGAAAAUAUUGUAUAAAAUAGAAUAACUUAAAGGUGUUGUAAGUGUUUUUUGGGAAGAUUUUUUACAAGUACUGAGUUAUCUCCCAUAUUUCAUUUUUACUUUGAUUCUUGUUUUAAAAAAAAUCAAAAUGAAGGAAAUUUAAAGAAUUUUUUGGGCAGAUUUUUUUUAAAUGUAUGAUUCUUUUGAAAAUUACUCAAAAGUGGUUAAGGUUAAUAGGUUGUAAUUGUACAUCUCGAUUGAAAAGUGCUUAAUGUUAUUUUUUAUUACAAUUGUAUAAAUAUAUUCAUGACACUUUUAUGUGUAGUGUACACGUAGAAAAGGUCACUUUUAAAGUGAAUUUAUGUAGAUAAGUACAUUUGCAUAAUUAAAAUUAUAUGUUGAAAUAAUUGAACAGAAAUUUAUUUGUAGAAUAUGUGUUGUGUUAAAUUGUGAGGUUAAUAUUUGUGGUGUAUUAUACAAUGUGCUUAUAUUAUAUCAUGUUUUAUGUCAAAAGAUUUACAUUUUAUAAAAUAUUAAACAUUUUUUGUUUAUCAUACCUCGUCCAUAUCAUCCAUGUCUAAAGGAAUAGAAUUUUAUUAAACAAUAUUAAAAAGAGAACUGUCAAUUCAGUCCGUCGUUACAAUUUAAGAUAUUUAUUAAAAAUUAUAUUGUUCUUUUUUCUGUCGAUAAAGGAAUUUCCAAAAAUCUGCAUCAUUUUUUAAAAAUAUCUAUUUAUAUUUAUUCUUUUAAAAUCCUACAUGUUCAAAUUAAAAGCGAAAAAGAUUUGGAAGUAUAGAAGGUUUAGUUUAAGCAGUUAUUCUUAGUCAUCUUUUUUUCAAUGAUGUUAGAUAUAAGUUCUAUAUCUUUAUUCCAUUAAAGUUCAUAAUGUAGGUUUUAUUUUGAUACAAGGGUCAAGGGUUAAUAAUGGGUCUCUUCUGUUUGAUUUGUGAGAAAUAACAAAAAAAGGUAUGAGAGAUUUUUAAAGUUUCUAUCUAAUUUUUCUACUAUUUAAAAUCACUAGAUUUGAAUAUGACAUUUGAAUAUGGAUUUGUACAUGACUAUAGGAGUUAUUUCUAAAUUUUACUUAUGUUAAUGCGUUAUUUCAAUCCUGUUUAUUUUUAGCUUUAAUAUUUUAUUAGAUAAUUGUUUUAUAUUGUUGAUGAUGUAUAUAUACAUUUACACUGCAUUUUAUUCUAGUCAUUUAUUUUUUAGAGGAAAUAAAAUCUCUUCACCACAAAUUCUUUGAUCUGGGUGUUUUUAACCCAAAUUCUUCUUUAAUUACUUUAUUUUUAGUAGAUGUGAAAGAAACCUUGAAAAAAUGUUGCAUUUCUAUUAUGUGGGUCUCAUUGGGGUCUAAGCGUGACCCAGGAUUGCCGAUUUUUUGUAAGCGUGACACGUGAAAGUCAAAUUAUUGUGGUGUGAAAAUGGGAAAUGAGGUCUUGUGGGACUUGGGAAAAGACAAAAAAAAAUGAGAAUUGCUUACGUACAUAGUGUAAGCAGGAUACGGGAAUCUAACAAAACAGUAAGCGAGAUCUGGGAUCGGAACUCCCCAAUGGGACCCCCUAUUAUUGGUUUGAUUUAUGACGAAAAAUGAGGGUCUGGUUUAGGGGUUUUCAUUUCUGUAUCCUUUUGCUAUUUAGGCCAUCUCCUGUUAUUCUUUUACUCUUUUAGUCCAUUUUUUUUCUAUUUCUGCGUCAUAGUUCUCUUUUAUUUUUAUAUCCCCAUUCUUUUUCUAUCUAAUGCCCAUUAUUCUCUGUUGUAUGCCCCUGAAUCUCUUUCCCGUAAACUCCAUCCAGACCCCCAUUAAUUCUUUGUCUGUAAAAAAUACUCACACAUAAGUGACAUAACAAAUGUUUGUGUUUCAUAAUCAUUUAUUAUCAUGUGAAUUUGAAGAUUAAUUUUUUUCAAGAACAUUUUAUAUACAAAAAACUGGUUGUUUUCUUGUAGAUUUUUUACUUAUUUAGAUAUAUUAUAAGCAUUUAAAUGAUCGUUGUGAUGAUUUUUUUAUUCAUUAGUUAAUUUUUACACUUGGACUUGAUUUAUGCUGCAUUCAGCUUAUAUGUAUUACACUGGCAAAAAAAAAGUUAAAUGCAGAAAUUUUCAAAUAUAAUACAUAAAAAUGUCCAGCUUAUGUGUAUUUUGCAAGCCUGUAAUUGACAAAUGGAAAUACUCACUGAGAGAAAUAAAAACAGAAAUAUUAGUUUAAUUUUUACAAAUGGAAAAUUGUCAUUUUGAAUAUUUCAUUUUUCUAAAUUUCAAAAAAAGUUUUGAAAAGUUUGAACAUUGUCAAGUGUUUUAAAGGAAAUCCGCUACAUAUAAAUGCAGCCAAAAAUGAAAUCCCUCUAUAUGUAUACAUUUUUAUUAGAGAUUAUUUACAACUUGUUAGUGAGCUUAUUGUUUUUUGUGACAUAUUGAAAACAUUUUUUUGUUGUUCCAUCUUAUUUAAGUAUUUGAACCCUACAUUUGACUGGUCAGUGAAAAUUAACCAUAUGAAUACAAAAGUUUUACUUUGGUUUGGUUCACAUAUAACAGUCAAAGUAUAGGAUUAAACAUACCAUGAACACUGUGGGGGAUCAGGGGGAGGGUUCCGGGAGUUGGAACCCUCCUUUUUUUUUACGAUCAAUGCAUUUGAAUGGGACAUAUAGUCGGAAUCCUCCUUUUGUCCUGGGUUGGGAACCCCCCAUUUUUCAAAUGGCUGGAUCCACCACUAAAGAACACAUGUACAUUCUAAAUACUAUUUUAUACUGUACUGAAAUAAACCAUGUAGAAAAAAAGUUCUAUUAUGUGAACCAUACAUGUAUGUUGAAAAAAGUGAUUGUUACAUGUACUGUACUGAAAUUCAACAAUGUAGUAAACUCCUAUUAUACGAACCAUAAAUGUACAUUCUAAAUACUGAUUCAAUACAGUACAAAAAUAAACCAUGUAGAAAAUGUGUAUUUUGUGAACCAUUUUAAAUACUGAUGAAUACAGUACAGAAAUUAACCAUAUAGAAAAAUUCUUUUUUAUGUGAACCAUGCAUUGUAAAUACUGAUAUGGUUUUGAACACAUGUAUUUACUUAUUUUUCAUCAAAUAUGAGAUGGAAUUGACAUAUCAUGCUUGUAUGCCAGUAAGUCAUUUGGUUCAUUUGUUUAAAAGUUUAAAAACUUUGGUUUACUCCCUAACCAUUCUAUAUUCAAUUUUGGCACCUUAUAGCUAUUAUAAUGUUUUCACAUUUAUAUGUCAAGUGAAUGAAAUUUUUGAACGUCUGAAAUUAUAAAAUAUGUUGAGAAGUUUUUUAAAGCUGGAUGAUUUAAAUAUUUAAAUAAAUCUCUUUUUUACGGGCAUUUUGAACAAUUUAUCCUUUUUGGAAAUAUUUGCUACACUUUUUAAGCAUAACAAAUCGCAGGUAUAGUAUAAAGGUUGGACUUGCAUAAUAGAUUAUUCCCAAUGAUAUAAAUUUGAGUCUGAGUUAUUUAUGUUUUUGACCUUGAGGGAAAGCAAACUGGUUGAUUUUCUUAUUUGACAAUUGGUAUUCAAAUUUAAACAAAUAGUACAAGAAAUUCUGAUAAAAGAUCCAUCCUAGGUUUUCUUAAGCAGUCAUUAAUAAGUGGAUGUUACUGUACAAAGUCAUGAAAAGGGAAGUAACUUUGGAUUCCAAUAAGGUCCAUGGAAAUAUAUCUAGUACAAAACAAAUAGUGGUAUAUUACUCUUUUCUUUACACUACCUCAACACAAAUUGGCUAAAUUGUGACCAAAUAAAUGUGCCCUUAGUUUCCAAAAUCAAAAAUCCCAAACUUGAUGAAAUUUUCAAUUUCCUAAGUAAGAUUUCCUUAAGAUGACACCUUGAGCUAGAAGCUGCUACGAUUGAAUUUCAUUUUAUGAAUAUGUGUAAAUAUUAUUAUUUAAUUAGCAAUACCAGAUCUGGAAGAUUUGAUGUCAUAAUGUUGUAAUUGUUUAUCAUGUCAGUUUUCUGACUUUAAUAAUCUAUUAUUUUUUUUGUUUUCUCAUUUUACUUGCAAUUUUGAUUUAUUAUUUUGAAAUAAAGAUGUUACUGGGA
Messenger RNA from Mytilus trossulus (common blue mussel), 6929 nucleotides. RefSeq lists its product as uncharacterized. Lineage: Eukaryota; Metazoa; Mollusca; Bivalvia; Mytilida; Mytilidae. The record is from RefSeq and is a predicted model, not a curated record. The coding region runs from base 178 to 1098 and encodes 306 amino acids. The transcript is spliced from 6 exons.